AUGGGCAUCUACAUGACGAAUGUGAAAGACUAUGGGGACGCCUUCAGACUCAAAAGAAAGGAUGAUGGUUCGGGUGAAUAUAUCUACCACAAUGCCAGCCCAAAUGCAGCGGAACAUACAUUUGUUGUACCAACUGAUGCAGGUUCUUUGAUAGAAUUGUUGGUCCGAAGUCCUUCAAAGCAGGACUUAUUGGGAGUAACUGGGAACAAAGUUACUUGCGAAGAAGUCACUGUCGAAGCGCACGAUAAGGCUCGUCCAGGAGGACUUGGAAGAGAAGCAGCAGAGUCCAUAGCUAGUAGUGCGGAAUUUGGGUGGGGAGACCUCGUCUUGCCUAAAGAUCUUGAUUCCAAUAUCAAAGUCACCAGCAAAAAAGAGUACAUCGAAAGCGAAAACUGGAGUGAAUAUAGAUAA
Botrytis deweyae is the source of this 411-nucleotide messenger RNA. RefSeq lists its product as uncharacterized. The coding region runs from base 1 to 411 and encodes 136 amino acids. NCBI's taxonomy places the organism in Eukaryota, Fungi, Ascomycota, Leotiomycetes, Helotiales, Sclerotiniaceae. The transcript has 4 exons. The record is from RefSeq and is a predicted model, not a curated record.